AUGGUGACCGGAGUUGCAGUCUACGUUAUAAACACCACCCAUUACCUCCACCAUUUGCCACCACCACCACCUUUCGUCGACACCACCCGCCACCAACCUCCGCCGACCACCACCACCGCUGUCCUCCGCCACCCGCCGCCACCGCCAUCGACCACCAUCGCUGCCACCCGCCAUUGUAAACCACCGCCACCCCGACCAUUACCGCCACCCUCCGCUGCCACCACCCGCUACCGUCGACCACCACCACCCACUGUCAUCGUCGCCAACACCACCUUUCGACACCAUCAUCGACCACCAUCGUCGCCACCCGCCACCACCGACCACCGCCACCCCGACCACUACCGCUAUCCUCUAUGGUCACCUCCCGCCACCCCGACCACUACCGCCAUCCUCCACGGCCACCUCCCGCUACCGUCGACCACCACCACCCACCGUCGACGGUAG
This is a messenger RNA of Helianthus annuus (common sunflower), 444 nucleotides long. Its product is annotated as extensin-like. The coding region runs from base 1 to 444 and encodes 147 amino acids. The record is from RefSeq and is a predicted model, not a curated record. NCBI's taxonomy places the organism in Eukaryota, Viridiplantae, Streptophyta, Magnoliopsida, Asterales, Asteraceae. The transcript is spliced from 2 exons.